This is a messenger RNA of Juglans regia (Persian walnut), 2992 nucleotides long. RefSeq names its product BTB/POZ domain and ankyrin repeat-containing protein NPR1-like. Gene Ontology annotation, biological process: defense response to bacterium; defense response to fungus; systemic acquired resistance, salicylic acid mediated signaling pathway. The record is from RefSeq and is a predicted model, not a curated record. Lineage: Eukaryota; Viridiplantae; Streptophyta; Magnoliopsida; Fagales; Juglandaceae. The transcript is spliced from 5 exons. Gene Ontology annotation, cellular component: nucleus. Gene Ontology annotation, molecular function: protein binding. Bases 737 to 2536 code for a protein of 599 amino acids.
CUGCAGAGCCCAGCUUGGAAAACUGACGCCAUCUCUGUCGUCACCAAAACGACUUCAUCUUCUCAACGAAACUCCCACCUUACGAGUAUCCAAGAACCAAAACCAACCAAUCCUCUUCUAGUCUCCUUCUCUCUCUCUCUCUUCUCUCUCUUUCUCGGGACUUUCUCUCCCUAACAGUGUCUGAAACCGAAAAUUGAAGCUUCCGCUGUCUCGUCUCUCUCUUGUUUUCUGUUCUUAUCUUUCUUUUCGCCAUAUCUUCGGUCAAUUUAGGAAGUUUCUCGUUCUGAUUUGGGGUUUUGAGUUUUUUCUUCGUCAGAUAAAUCUUUUGGUCUUGUGGUCUUUCAAGUAUUUGAGAAGAUCUGAUUCAGAACUUGCGGAGAUUUUUGUUUAGAACUUAAGUUCAAUUAUGAAUUUCGUGGGAUUGAAUAGGUGGUGUUUCUGUUUCUUGUAAAAUACAGAAAUCAAAAGAUCGGGACCAGAAGUGCAUUCCAACCUGUCAGAGUUAAAGUUUUGAUAGAACUUGUCAUUUUGAUAGCAUUCCAACAGGGGGGAGUUGUAUUAUGUGUCUCAAUUUCGUGUUUAUUGAACUUGUUUUACGUGUUUCCAUGAAUCCCGGAUGAUAUUUUUCUGUGCAAUUCAGUUUUUCUGGUAGUUUCCUUUUUUCUGGGCUGUGAAUGAUAAGGGUGUGGAUGUGUGUAUAGGCAUAUAUUGAUAGAGUAUUUUGCACUUUGUCUUGAUGGCUUACUCAACUGAACCAUCGUCGUCUUUGAGCUUCACUUCAUCUUCCAAUUUAUCGAAUGGCACAUUUGGGCAAGCUAAAUCACCCUCCUCUGGCGAGUCAGGCCUUGAACAGGGUUGUAGCCUCGAUAUCAUUAGCUUAAACAAGCUCAGUUCUAAUUUGGAGCAGCUCGUGAUUGAUCCAAGUUGUGAUUAUAGCGAUGCGGAUAUCGUUGUUGAUGGAAUUGCAGUUGGUGUUAACCGAUGUAUUUUGGCUGCUAGAAGUAGGUUUUUCCAUGAGCUUUUUCAGCGAGAUAGGGGAUCUGCUGAGAAGGAUGGAAAGCCAAAAUAUUUGAUGAGUGAUUUGUUGCCUUUUGGCGAGGUUGGACGUGAGGCAUUUUGGGUUUUCUUGAGCUAUUUGUAUACGGCAAAAUUGAAGCCUUCUCCAAGGGAGGUGUCAACUUGUGUUGACGAGUCUUGCGUCCACGAUGCAUGCAGACCGGCUAUAAAUUUUGCGGUGGAAUUGAUGUACGCAUCGUACCUUUUUCAGACGCCAGAGCUGGUUUCACUUUUCCAGCGUCGUCUUCUUAACUUUGUUGAGAAGGCUUUUGUGGAAGAUGUCAUCCAAAUUCUUGUGGUUGCUUUCAAUUGUCAAUUGAGUCAGCUUGUCACUCAAUGUGUUUAUAGAGUAGCAAGAUCAGAUCUUGACAGCAUCUCUCUUGAGAAAGAGCUACCUCAUGAAAUUGCAGAGAAAAUUAGUUUGCUUCGUCUCCACUCUCAGCAUGAUGAUGAAAAUAAAAAGGAAGCUGUGGACCCCUUGCAUGAAAAGAGAAUUAGGAGAAUUCACAAAGCAUUAGACUGUGAUGAUGUUGAACUGGUUAAACUUCUCUUGACUGAGUCUGAUAUAACCUUAGACCAAGCCCAUGCUCUCCAUUAUGCUGUAGCCUACUGUGAUCCUAAGGUUGUGACCGAGUUGCUUGGUCUGGGUAGGGCAAAUGUCAACCUUCAAAAUAAACGAGGUUAUACAGUACUCCACAUAGCUGCAAGGCGAAAAGAGCCAUCAAUAAUAGUGUCGCUUCUGACCAAAGGAGCUAGUGCAUUAGAAUCAACACGGGAUGGUCAGAGUGCAGUUAGUAUUUGUCGGAGAUUGACAAGGCCAAAGGAUUAUAAUGCAAAAACAGAGCAGGGGCAGGAAGCAAACAAAGACCGGAUUUGCAUUGAUGUUCUAGAGAGAGAAAUGCGGAGGAAUCCAAUGGCUGGGGAUACAUCUAUUUCCCAAACAUUUGCAGAUGAUCUGCACAUGCAGUUGCUAUACCUGGAAAACCGAGUGGCAUUUGCACGAUUAUUCUUCCCUACGGAAGCUAAGCUAGCGGUAGACGUUGCACAUGCUGAGACAACAUCUGGGCUUGCCGGUCCUUCGACCUCAAAAGGUUCAAGUGGUAAUUUGAGGGAGGUUGAUUUGAAUGAGACUCCAACUAUGCGAAACAAGAGACUGCGAACUCAAAUGGAGGCGCUAAGGAAAACAGUGGAGAUGGGUCGACGCUAUUUUCCUCAUUGCUCAGACGUGCUGGACAAGUUCAUGGAGGAUGACCUCCCCGAUUUGUUUUAUCUUGAAAAGGGCACCCCAGAAGAGCAGAGAAUCAAGAGGAAGCGCUUCAUGGAGCUAAAACAGGAGGUUCAAAAGGCGUUUCACAAGGACAAGGCCGAGUCUGAGUCGAAUCGCUCUGGAUUGUCUUCUUCCUCACCAUUGUCUUCUCUAAAAGAUGGUGUAAAUUAUAAGGUUAGAGAAGAUGGUGUAAAUCAUAAGGUUAGGAGAUAGUAAGGAAAGUGUUAUUAAGCAUUUGGGGAGUGAAUGAAAUCUUCACUGACGGCUCUUUUAGCCCUCAUUUGUGCUGCAUUUGGUACCAUGCGAAAGUAGAUCUGUGAACUAUUUCUUAGAAGACAUUCACAGGUAAAUAGUACGUAAAUCUGUAUAGCAGAAGAUGGAUACCUAAACGGAAGUAAAUCAUUCAUUUCUCCCGAAACGGAUUAACAUAAGAUUUCAUCAUCUCGGAAGUCAUUUCAGAAAGCCGGCGAACCCUGGAUGUACCGAAAGAGAACAUAUGGCGAGAAUUGAUUUGCAUCUAGUAGUGUAAUCGGUCUGGUUCAGUUCGAUUUUGAAUGUAUUUUACAACCGAACUGGUAUAUACCGGCGUUAAGACUUGAAGAGCCGAUGUCGCAAUGGUUAUACCUUUAAACCGGUACUUUCAGUUUUAUCAGUAUAUAAUAAUAUAGU